ACUGGUGGUCAUACGCUCUUGCGUUAUCUCCUUGCAUAACACUCAUGAACCACCAUAACAGAAAAGUUCCCACCAGUUCAUUGCCAUGGCGACCGCCACCGCUUUUGCCACUACCACUACAUACCUCGGCCGCCAUCAUCCGGCUGUCGUAACAACUUUUUCGAGCAAUUGCAUCAGUUUUGGUACCAAACCAGUGGUUAAGUUUAGUGUCCGGAGUUCGGCCGAUGAUGCAUCAUCAUCUCUGGCAGCUGCCCCAGAAGUAGAGUCGACGGAAGAGAGCUCGAUUGAAGUACCAAAGGGACCUCCUUCGUUGAUCUCUGCUCUUAAUGUUGAAAAAGCUCUUAGAGGAAUUGCCAUUACAGAUGUAGAUCACUAUGGCAUUCUAGGUCUGAAAAAGGGAUGUUCAGAUGACAAGGUUAAACCAGCAUAUGAUGUAAAGCUUGAAGAGCUAAUGAACCAAGGACUGGAACAAGAGGAGAUAACCAAGAAGCUUGAUCAAUUAAAAGAGUCAUACUCAAUCUUGUCAUCCGUGGAAGAAAGAAGACUCUAUGACUGGAGCCUAGCUAGGAAUGAAAACGUGGAUCGAUAUGCUUGGCCUUUCGAGGUUGAUACUAAUGAAACCAAAACCGUAUUUUCACCUAACGAUCCUCCACAACAGGAGCCUGAAAAUGUUGAGCCAACAAGACUUGUGGGAUACUUUCUACUCACCUGGAUCAUUUUAUCCGUCACAUUGUCCGUUGCUUUUAAUCGCUAGAUUGGUCAAAGUUUGGGGAAAUGUAACAAAAUAUUUAUUAAGAUAUGUUUUGUUAACAAGUCUUUUCAUAUAACAUGUCUAAUGAUGUACUAGUAGUAGUCUCGAUGAUACUUGAUGUAUUUUGUGUGCUUGAAUUUAUGCUUGAUUGUUCUUGAGAA
Messenger RNA from Helianthus annuus (common sunflower), 912 nucleotides. RefSeq names its product NAD(P)H-quinone oxidoreductase subunit U, chloroplastic. The transcript has 5 exons. NCBI's taxonomy places the organism in Eukaryota, Viridiplantae, Streptophyta, Magnoliopsida, Asterales, Asteraceae. The record is from RefSeq and is a predicted model, not a curated record. Gene Ontology annotation, cellular component: chloroplast thylakoid membrane; chloroplast; NAD(P)H dehydrogenase complex (plastoquinone). The coding region runs from base 86 to 754 and encodes 222 amino acids.